Molecule: messenger RNA, 2213 nt
Organism: Xiphias gladius (swordfish)
Lineage: Eukaryota; Metazoa; Chordata; Actinopteri; Istiophoriformes; Xiphiidae
Product: F-box only protein 33
Exons: 6
Coding region: 104-1609 (501 amino acids)
Biological process (GO): SCF-dependent proteasomal ubiquitin-dependent protein catabolic process; positive regulation of protein ubiquitination
Cellular component (GO): SCF ubiquitin ligase complex
Molecular function (GO): protein binding
Source: RefSeq, a predicted model, not a curated record
AAGCGUUGCUGAUAUUAUCCGCUGCAGCACCGAUUUUUAAAAACGGUUGUACCAUUUCUUUUAUACCUGGUUGGUUUUCAGACAGCACCUUUCAUAGCUCGCCAUGGCUCUGUGCGGGGGUGUCGGAGCCAUGGCUUUGCCGAGCGAGCUUAUCGUCCAUAUAUUCUCCUUUCUGUCCGACCGAGACAAGCUCCGGGCCUCGGCUGUGUGUUCACGAUGGAGGGAGUGUCUCUUCUACCCCGCGCUGUGGACCGAGCUCAAACUGCGGAUAGGUGGGGGGUGUAACGGCGGCGGCUCCAGCUCCAGCUCCAGCUCCAGCUCCGAGGAGACCCCAAGGCUGGAGUUCCUCAUGCGGAAGUUCGGUUCUUUCGUGCGGGAGCUGCAGCUGGAACUCGCACCGGUAGAAGGCUACCUUAGCCCUCUUAACAACGACCCGCCGUCCACCAGGAUGGACCAGCCUCCCGGUCCUGAUAGUGAUCCGCAGCUCUCCGAGCGAUGGAGAGACGCCAUGGCCACCUACUUAGACCAGGUGUUGUGCGUGUUCUCCAGCAUCCGCAAUAACAGAAACCUGCAGAAGCUGAGUCUGUAUGGAGACACCUGUAUUCUCCAGCAGGAGGGACUAUUAGACAGCUCUAACCUGCACCAAAUUCACCAGGGGGACAAAAAGAUCAAUGAAAUCCAGCAGUUGUUCAUGGAGUUGUUGUCUAACAGCAGGCAGCUGAGGUGGUUGUCCUGUAGCUUUAUGCUGGGUCUGGUGACUCCCUGCUCCUUAGCCUGCCUGUCAAAUCCCUCAGCUGAGACCCUGCAGCACCUUAGUUUACUGGACCACCAGCUGGGCCCCCUCAUCUCACCAUCAGAAUUAGAUCGGCUAUCUAAUCUUACUUCUCUGGCUCUGGAUUUCUCUGACUUGACAUCUGAACUUUGUGGUCUGCUGGCAUCUCCACGCCGAACUCCACUGCAUCGCCUCUCCCUGCUUCUCAAUGGCGCUGCCCUGGAGUUCAAACCAUUAGAAGGGACUGCUACAGAAGACGACUGGAAGGCACUGGUUCGUGUGAGUGCCAACCUGCGAGUGUACAUCAUGGCCCUGGAGGUUGACAGCUCAGAGCUCCUCAGGGUCCUAAAACCUAGCCUUCCCCUGGAGCGCCUCCACCUCGACAGUUACAGCACGCUGGUGACUGAUGCCACAUUGGAGCUAAUUUCUCAGCAGUACAACAAAACGCUGACUCACUUUUUGCUCCUGAGGGAUGAUCCCGACUUUCCAGACCUCAGCAUCAAUCGCAACGAAGACCCGUUGGUCCUUUUAGCAUGGAGAUGUACUCAGUUGGCUGUACUGGUAGUACAUGGUUACACCGUGUGGUCCCACAACUUGGUAGCCAUCUCUCGGCUGCGAGGCUCCAGUCUUCGCAUCCUGACCGUCUCUGAGGAGAGCAUCGACUUUGACCCAGACCAGUCAGUGUGCAUGGAAGGCGACCCGGUCCAUAACCUGGUCAAGGAGGUCUCGCUGGGUCUCGGCCGUGUCUGGCACCCUUGUCUGGAUUCUAGCCUGGUUUUGUCCGAACCCACCCAGCACUUCCACCGUGAGCUGCAAGCCUUCACCAUGGGCAUGUAGGCAAGGAUGGCAUAUCCAACACAUUACAGCCUAAACUGUGUCGAGACCAGGCCAGACCCACAAGGUCCAAGUCAGCUCAGACCUCUGAACCAGGCCAAAAGCAGAACCAAGUGAUAAAUCUAAACUGGAUCUUAAAGCAAUCUAUAAAGUGAAUUCAUGCGAACUAUUGUGAGCUGAUUAUUUAUUUUUUGUGUUUCUUUCACAGGGAUUUUAACACACAAUCGAUUCUUACCAUUUUCCAACAGAUUCCCUGUUUUCUUGCUUGCCUUGAUUAUCCGGUUAGCCAUUGACUUGGGAAACAGAUUCAGUCUUUGAUCCUUAAAAUAAAUCCUCCAAUUAAGAAUAUCCAAUUAAAACUAGAUAGUAAAAAUUUAAAAUUUAAUUGAUUUAAAAUAUUAAAAUCAUUUGGUUUAAAGGAAUACCAAUUUCAGAGACUUGAUUCAUGAAAAUUUUUAAUUUGUCGGCUAAAGUUGUUCAUACUGCUGCUUCAAAUACCCCCUUGUCUGGCAUGGCCCUGUUGGGUCUGGUCUUGCCCACAACAAGUAUUCAGAGCUCGAUGUCUCUCCUUCACUUAAAUGACCUCCAGAGCCUCUGUAUAAUGUAA